Molecule: messenger RNA, 3066 nt
Organism: Chelonus insularis
Lineage: Eukaryota; Metazoa; Arthropoda; Insecta; Hymenoptera; Braconidae
Gene: Eyg
Product: phosphatidylinositol 3-kinase 2-like
Exons: 6
Coding region: 303-2387 (694 amino acids)
Biological process (GO): anatomical structure development; regulation of transcription by RNA polymerase II
Molecular function (GO): RNA polymerase II cis-regulatory region sequence-specific DNA binding; DNA-binding transcription factor activity, RNA polymerase II-specific
Source: RefSeq, a predicted model, not a curated record
UCCGUUCGAAUGAAAAAUAUGUCAGAGUUUGAUCAUAAAUCCAUUAAAAAAUAACGGUAGAUACAUAUUUCAAUAUCUAAAAAUAAAUAUUAUAAAGACAAUCUAAUAACAGACUCAAACAAAUAGUGGAGCAAUGUAAAUUUAUAUAAAAUACUUAGACUGUUGUGUAAACACCAUAGAAGUUAUGUUAUUGUGAUGUGGAAAUGUUGUCAUAGCGAAAAUCGUGGAAUGUAUUUAUGAGAAUUAUUUUUGAUUAAUUUGAAAAUUAUAGAAUAUAGGUAGAGGAGUAAACUCUGAAUGAAAUGAUUGGUGAUACCAUUAUAACGCCACCUAAUACUAAUAAACCUGUGAUUAUUAUAAAUGAAAUGAUUAUAAAUGAAAAUUUUGUCAGUGCUAGUACUUCUGAUAAUACUACAUAUAAUUCAAAAUCUUUGAUCGAUACAUCGGAUUCAUGUAAUAACAACAACCAUAACAACAAAAGUAAUAAUGGUAAUAAUAAUAAAAAUGACAACAGUUCCAAGAUGAUGAUUGACGAUAACACUGAAACCAACAUUAAUAAUAAUGUGACUAUUUCUUCCUCGAUUUGUCAUUUCAAAUCUAUUGAAUCCACUCCUACUAUCUUCAAUACUGCGGAUAGUAAAUACGAAAAUUUUUUUAACAAUAAUGACAUGGGUGAUGAACGAAGCUUUUUGAAUAAAAAUGAAAAAAGUGAAAAAGACAGCGGUGUUGAUACUAACGAUAACAAUAAUGACGACGUAAAUAACGGUCAACAAAAAAAAGUUGAAAGCAAUUCCGGUGAAAAUAAAGUGAAUAAUAAAUGUGAUUUUCUUCACGCAUCUUCCAUAACUAGUUCAAAAAAAUCAGUAGCAAGACCAUGGGAAUUGCCUUCUCUGAUAUCUGAUCAAUCAAAAUCACGGUUGAUUCCAUUUCAUUCAAAUCAUUUUCAUCAAUCAUCGAUUCCAUCUACUUCACCUUUAUCAAUAAAUAAAGGAACAAGUUUCCAAAAAGGUGGAGUCACUGAAAAUACAAAUGCUGUCAUUGGAAUAACACGACAACGACUACUAGAACUGUCACAUGGAAUAGGUACAUUACAACAUUACAAUAAUUUAGCACAUCAUGUUCUUUCUUUAAAUCGUCAAGGUGCUGUUGUUACCAAGCUGUUAGGAACGUUAAGGCCACCCGGUUUGAUUGGAGGAAGUAAACCAAAAGUUGCUACUCCCACGGUUGUAGCCAAAAUUGAGCAAUAUAAACGAGAGAAUCCAACAAUUUUUGCAUGGGAAAUACGGGAACGAUUGAUCGCCGAAGGUAUUUGCAGUAAUACUACUGCACCGUCUGUUAGUAGUAUAAAUAGGAUAUUAAGAAAUCGAGCAGCUGAAAGAGCUGCUUCGGAAUUUGCACGAGUCGCAGGAUACGGUUUAUACUCAAGUGCAACUCAUUCAUAUUUACAAUCUGUCCAUAACCAUCCAAGUUCUCCUCAUCUCUCAAUGAAUUGGCCGUCAACCGCAAUUCCAGGGCAUUCAUGGGUACUCCCACCUUUAAUAACCGGGAUGUCAAGAGCUGAUUCAACUUUUUUUCUUCCCGGUUCAAUAGAUUCUCACGAUACGAAUCCAUCAUCAACUAUUACGACUGAUUCUGAACAUUCUAUUCGAGUGACUGAUGCACUUACUCGGAGGUACUUACAAGAUGGAGAAGUUGAGGAUAGCAGUUUGGAUAGCUCUGAGCAGCCAAAGUUCAGACGAAAUCGUACUACAUUCAGUCCAGAACAGUUACAGGAACUAGAAAAAGAAUUUGAACGAUCUCAUUAUCCUUGUGUAUCAACUCGAGAAAAACUAGCUACUAAAACAUCAUUGUCAGAAGCAAGAGUUCAGGUAUGGUUUUCUAAUAGACGAGCGAAAUGGAGGCGCCAUCAACGAAUGAACUUGUUGAAGAAUUCUUCAUCUGCAUCAUCUGCACAACUACCAACAACAACUUCUGUUACAGCUACAUCUUCUCGUGUUGACAUGGACACUCUUGGAUAUAGAACAUCUCCAAACAUAUGUUAUCCCAUGACUGAUAUAGGAAGUCAAAAUAGUGCUUUUCAUCCAGUCACAACAACUGCACCUAUACGAAAUUCGAUUAAUUCGGAAAGUGCUCCGACUGAAUUUAAAUUAAUAAGUAAAAUUAUCGAAAAAAAUUCAUCCCUUUUAAAUGCGAAUGCAACAAAUACAGGUUUUUUGAACACAGAGAAAGCAUUAGAAUUACAAAUGGGAACCCAAAGAUCCAUUGAAAGUAGUCCAGAGUACCAAACUCCAAAAUCAAAUUAUAUUCCUGCUAUUACUCCCCCAAUCCCUUGGAAAAAUCAAUAUAUCGAUCAGCAACCAUUAGAACUUAUAAAACAUGAUCGUUAGAAUAAAAUUUAAAAAAGAAAAAUCAAUUUCAAAAUCUCCAACACUGUCAAUGAUUUCCAGUAGAACUUUAUGACAAUCAUACAAAAAAGCAUUGUACAAUUUUUUAAGUAAUACAUAUAGCGGUUAAACCAGUGGGGUUAAACUUAAGAGACAAUUAUAAUACGUCAGAUUUUUCUUUAUUAUAACUAAACCUUAGGAUAGUUCAAUAUUCUCAUUAAUGCAAUUAUCCAUUGAAGAUUAAAAAAUAAAAGUUAUUAUAAGUUAAUUCAAACUUAUUCAUUUCGAAAAGUUACAACGUGGAUCGUAAAAAUUCUUAUUUUAUUGGCUACCAAUUUUUUCGUAUUAGAUUUAUAUCAAAUACUUAAUUUUGUAAUUUAUAUUUCAAUUUUACUGGAUUUUUAUUCUUCUUUUUUUUAAAUAUAUUUGAUUAUUGAAUUCUGAGAGUUCCAAUGACAAAUAGGGAUCGUUUUUAGUAGCCAAAAAUAUAGAAUCAUUUUGCUGAUACGCGAGUCAUAUAUUUUAUGAUAUAGUCGCAAUGAUAAAACAACACAGUGACUUUAAUAUUUUACCUUUUAUUACUUCAAAGGAGUAGACAGUAGUGAAUGUAUGUUACGAACACGUAAAUAAGAAUGACAUUUGUGAUCCGAACCAAAAAAUAUACUCUGAAUAUAAAUCUAUA